Molecule: messenger RNA, 1255 nt
Organism: Dufourea novaeangliae
Lineage: Eukaryota; Metazoa; Arthropoda; Insecta; Hymenoptera; Halictidae
Product: eukaryotic initiation factor 4A-III
Exons: 6
Coding region: 17-1255 (412 amino acids)
Cellular component (GO): nucleolus; catalytic step 2 spliceosome
Molecular function (GO): mRNA binding; RNA helicase activity; ATP binding
Source: RefSeq, a predicted model, not a curated record
UUUAGGCUUAUGGAUUAUGUUGUCUAACCUACUCGAAGCAAAAAUGGCGGAAGUAAAAUCACGUCGCGUCGCGCAAACUGAAGAUUUGUCGAAUGUCGAAUUUGAGACCAGCGAAGAUGUGGAGGUUAUACCUACUUUCGAUAAUAUGGGACUCAGAGAUGAGUUGUUGCGGGGAAUCUACGCUUAUGGCUUUGAAAAACCAUCAGCGAUUCAACAACGAUCCAUCAAGCCUAUAAUGAAGGGACGAGAUGUGAUCGCACAAGCUCAAUCUGGUACAGGAAAAACGGCAACGUUUUCGAUUGCCAUAUUACAGUCUUUGGAUACACAAGUCAGAGAGACACAAGUUCUGGUCUUGUCUCCUACAAGAGAAUUGGCAACACAGAUACAGAAAGUCAUUUUAGCAUUGGGAGAUUUUAUGAAUGUUCAAUGUCAUGCUUGUAUUGGAGGUACUAAUCUUGGUGAGGACAUCAGGAAACUAGAUUAUGGGCAACAUGUUGUAUCUGGAACACCUGGCAGAGUAUUUGACAUGAUAAAAAGGAGAGUUCUCAGGACCAGAGCAAUAAAAAUGUUAGUCCUUGAUGAAUCUGACGAAAUGUUGAAUAAGGGUUUCAAAGAACAAAUUUACGAUGUAUAUAGAUAUUUGCCACCUGCAACCCAAGUGGUAUUAGUAUCUGCCACAUUACCACACGAAAUUCUUGAAAUGACAAGUAAAUUUAUGACAGAUCCUGUUCGUAUUCUGGUCAAACGUGAUGAAUUGACAUUGGAAGGAAUAAAGCAGUUCUUUGUCGCUGUAGAAAGGGAAGAAUGGAAAUUCGAUACAUUAUGUGAUUUAUAUGAUACAUUGACAAUAACACAAGCAGUAAUUUUCUGUAAUACAAAACGCAAAGUGGAUUGGUUGACGGAAAAAAUGAGGGAGGCUAAUUUCACAGUUUGUUCUAUGCACGGAGAUAUGCCUCAGAAGGAAAGAGACAAUAUUAUGAAAGAAUUCAGAUCUGGUCAGAGUCGUGUGUUAAUUACAACCGACGUAUGGGCAAGAGGAAUAGAUGUUCAACAAGUGUCCCUUGUGAUCAAUUACGACUUACCCAACAAUCGUGAGUUAUACAUUCAUAGAAUAGGUCGAUCGGGUCGUUUCGGCAGAAAGGGUGUCUCUAUCAAUUUUGUCAAAACCGAUGACAUCAGGAUUCUGAGAGACAUUGAACAAUAUUACUCGACACAAAUCGACGAGAUGCCAAUGAACGUAGCGGACUUAAUAUAA